Molecule: messenger RNA, 634 nt
Organism: Drosophila grimshawi
Lineage: Eukaryota; Metazoa; Arthropoda; Insecta; Diptera; Drosophilidae
Product: lysozyme
Exons: 3
Coding region: 15-476 (153 amino acids)
Source: RefSeq, a predicted model, not a curated record
CGCACAGUCUCAAAAUGAGAUCGACAUCGAUUGCACUGCUCCUGGUGGUGGGCUUGUGGUUCAGUUCUAGCACGGUGCUGGGCAAGCGUUAUAUGCGCUGUGAGCUUGCCCGCAAGCUGCUCGAACAGCACAGCUUUGAGCGCAGCCUGCUCUCCAAUUUCUUUGUCUCCACCUCACCAGGGAUAUGCUUGCUGGAGCAUGAGAGCGAGUUGGAUACCGCGAAGAUGACAACGAAUCCCAAUGGAUCUCACAACUAUGGAUUAUUUCAGAUCAACACACGCUUUUGCCAGGAGAACAGACGAGGCGGUGUCUGUAACAUCAAAUGUGCAGAGCUGCUCGAUGUAAAUCUGCGAGAGGCGGCUUCCUGCGCCAAGUACAUACAAGCCACCGAAGGCUUUCGUCACUGGAAUGGUUGGCAACGCUACUGUCGCAACCCUCAAAACCUACCAAAUCUUAAGGUCAUAUGCGGCAUAUAGCGAAUCUUCCAUAAUAAUAUAUAAAUAGAUAGAUUUAUAAAUAUGAAUAUAUAAAUAAAUAAUACACACAUUGGACACUCACCAUAGGGUUUAUAGUCAUACAUCGAUCUAAGUUUAAGCACAUAUAUAUGCACAGAAUAAAUAUUUUUCAACUUGGA